GUCUCCCGUCUUCCCUCCCCACUUUCUUCCUCCAGUCUCCCGUCUUCCCUCCCCACUUUCUUCCUCCAGUCUCCCGUUUUCCCUCCUCCCCCACCCCCAGUCUCCCGGCGGCGGCCUAGCUCUUCCUUCCACUCCACCUCAGAAACACCAAGCGACUUGUAUUAUUUCCCAUGCGACCAUAUACACGCACACAACCAGCGACUAACUUUUUCUCAAACUCGCAAGGAUUGCAUUUCCUAUUUUUGAAGGACAAUGGACGACAAAAUAAUUAAGAAAGUAGGCUUGUGAGCUGACUUUUCUUCGGGCUGAUUUUACUCGGGAGGGUAACGUUAAGUAGGAGGACAACUUAUGUGCGUGCGUGUUUUAAACUUCUGCGACGUACAGCUUUCCAUUGUUUUCGUUUUCCAUUUCAGUUUUAAGAGAUUGCUAGUUGUUUUUACAUCAGUAUACGGUUAUUCGUGGGAUCGUCGAUGUGGGUUGUAACGUUAGCUAGUUUUUCUAGCCCAAAAUAAAAGACGCGACAAGAAACGAGUGGAACAACUCCAGGAAUCGACUAGCUAGUUAACUAGUUAGCUUAGCAUGGCUAACUAACGUUAGCUAGCUAACAAUGAACAGUCGUUGGAUGCUUAUUUUUGCAAAGUUUGCAACAACUCGUCUUGUUCAUGGCUAAUCACGUUACUACCACUGGAAAUCGUGGAAAUCCAAAUAAUACAGUGUACUAGCUAGCUAACGUUAGCAGGGUGUUUUGAAACUCGGUGGGUACGACAUCACUUCCACGGCAAGACAACAGUGAGUGUGUUUUUAGAAAUUCAAGAUGCCGCAGCUGGACGGAGGAGGAGGAGAUGAUUUGGGAGCCAACGAUGAGUUGAUCUCGUUUAAAGACGAGGGGGAGCAGGAGGAAAAGACCGCCGAGAAUGUGUCCUCUGAGCGGGACCUGGACGAUGUCAAGUCUUCACUGGUCAACGAGACGGAGAACAACAGCAGUUCGUCUGACUCCGAGCAGGCAGUCAGUCAUAGACGUCCCCAGCAUCACAUACCGGAUUGGGAGAGUUAUGUCAGACAGAGAGAGUUCGUUGCAGAAGCUCUGAGGAGACAGCAACACGACAGUGGGUUGUUCAAGGCAUCUCUGUACGCUGGCUAUCCCUUACUGAUGAUCCCUGACCUGGGUAACCUAUCCAACCUGGGCCACUUGGGGAACCUUGGUAACCCCUACCUUUCUCCUGGAGUCCUCUCACCCGGCUCCAGGACGUAUCUACAGAUGAAGUGGCCCAUGCUGGAUGUUCCUGGAACUUCUGCUUUAAAAGACCCUCGCUCUCCCUCCCCUGCUCACAUGUCCAAUAAGGUACCAGUGGUGCAGCAUAGUCACCUGUCCCCCUUUUCCCCACUCCUGUCCUACAGUCCAGACCCCUUCCCUUCACGGACACCCCCUCCUCACCUCUCAGCUGACACGGGUCUUCCCCCCACCCCCCACCCAGCAGAGCUCUCUCCUUACUACCCUCUCUCUCCUGGAGGCAUGGAACACAUGACACACCCGCUGAGCUGGCUGCAGGGCCAGUCCAUGUACGGUAUUCCAGUGGGGGGGUUUAGACCAUCCUACCCUGCAGCUCUCGCCUUGAACUCUUCCAUGUCCAGCUUUGUGUCCAGUCGUUUCUCACCCCACAUGGUCCCGCCUCCCCAGACGUCAGUCCCCCACCCUGCCAUCGUUUCCACGGCGAUCAAACAGGAACCGAGAGACAGCAACCAGCACGGGUACGCGCACACACAGCUCUUUAAACCACACACCUUUCUCACACCCCCCGUUGCUGACUCUGUAACUCUGUGCUGUGGUGUGUGUAGGAGGUGUGCUGUGUCUAUGGGGGACAGAGAGGAGGAGAAGAAGCCUCACGUGAAGAAGCCUCUGAAUGCCUUUAUGCUGUACAUGAAGGAGCAGAGACCCAAGGUGGUGGCUGAGUGCACCCUGAAGGAGAGCGCUGCCAUCAACCAGAUUCUGGGACGCAGGUGGCACACUCUGUCUCGUGAGGAGCAGUCUAAGUACUAUGAUAUGGCCCGCAAGGAGAGACAGCUACACUCCCAACUCUACCCUGGAUGGUCAGCUAGAGACAACUACGGGAAGAGGAAGAAAAGGAAGAGAGAUGGCAGGCCAGAGACUGCUCCAGAGGGACAGAUGACACACCCCCAGUCAGCUGCUCCAGAGGAGCACUUCUCCGCGCAGCUCAAGAAGUCGUGUGUGUCGUAUGGAACUCAGGAGAGACCCAGUGUGUCUCACACACACCUGACACACACACACCUGUCCCAGGCUAGUCCCGCCUCCUCUCUGGACUCUCCAGCCACGCCCACCACUGCUCUGGCCUCCCCUGCUGCUCCCGCACCCACACACACCGAACACACACACUCACACUCCGAGCACACACAUCCUGAGCAGGUCCAGCCCCUCUCCCUCACCACCAAACCCCCUCGUCUGCAGUCACACAGGGACACACACGGUCAGGCUUACACCCACAUCCAGUCUCACACACAUUCGCAUGUAUUAACUCACACACACCUCCCCCUGCCCCCUACCCCCAAUACCUCUUCAUCCCCCUACUCUCAUCCCCCAUUUUCUCUCCACAUGAGCUCAUCCAGCAAACAUACUCCACCACUUCUGUCUCGACCAAUACCCUUUGCCUCUGGCUUAGCUCCUCCCACCUCUAUCCACCAAUCAACAAUGAGCUCCCAUCAUGCCAGGCUCCAGUCCCAGCCACUCUCCCUCGUCACUAGGAAUAAUAGUUAAAACCCAAAGACGCUAACCACAGAUCUAUGAUCAGAUUCCUCUAAGGCCAGCCGUAAUCUUAAGCAUUACACUACCCCUAACCACAGAUACCUCUAAACCCUGUCUAAUCAUGGGUGGGAUGAAAAAAUAUAUGACCCCCUAUCAGUGUGUAGGAGAGUCCACUCUACUAUGUGGGCAGGGGUGAACAACUCCUUGAGGGCUACAUGAUGCUCCAGCCUAGCAACACACACAAUUGAAAUAGUGUUUGAAUAGAGGUUUAAAUGAAGAUCAUUAUUAAUUGAUUAGCAGAAUCAUGUUAGUGAUUGGGGGGGGAAAGCCUGCAACACCCCCUGUUUGUUGCCUUAGGAUUAGGGUCAAUUUCUUCCUACAUUUUUAAUUGCUUUUUUUGUCUGUAAAUAAACUUUUUUUUAACCUUUUAUAGAUAUUAGACCAGGUUUUAUAUUAGUAUGGAAAGGAAACAAUUAUUGGUCAAUAUUUGACCACACCUCUUAACUUCAUGUAACUACAUUUUUUUGUGAAAUGGUAUUGCAACAUCUUACCUUUUUUUGUAUUAAUUUGUCCAAUUUGCUACUUGUAUAAAAUACAAAAAAGGAAAGGUAAAUUUUCAAAGAAAAAUAGAUCAAAGUAUGUUUGUCUUUGUGGUAGUAAUGUGUGUAGAUCUGUUUUCCCUCCCUCCCUCCCCUAUUCUUUUAUAACCCCCGUGUGACUUGAGUCUUGAUAAUAAACAUCUACUUAUUUCUGAAA
Messenger RNA from Oncorhynchus tshawytscha (Chinook salmon), 3514 nucleotides. RefSeq names its product transcription factor 7-like 1-B. Gene Ontology annotation, biological process: generation of neurons; regulation of transcription by RNA polymerase II; canonical Wnt signaling pathway. Lineage: Eukaryota; Metazoa; Chordata; Actinopteri; Salmoniformes; Salmonidae. Gene Ontology annotation, cellular component: beta-catenin-TCF complex. The coding region runs from base 815 to 2770 and encodes 651 amino acids. The record is from RefSeq and is a predicted model, not a curated record. Gene Ontology annotation, molecular function: RNA polymerase II cis-regulatory region sequence-specific DNA binding; DNA-binding transcription factor activity, RNA polymerase II-specific. The transcript has 11 exons.